AUGAACGGAACCAGCUCACGAAUAGCGAGUGUAAACCAGCCACCUAUACUCGGUCAAUCUCCCCUCGAUAACGUCCAAAGCGACCAAGAACUGAUCGAAUGCCAAAACAUGGCGCUAGAGGUAUCUUGGCUCAGGCGACUUGGAAAGGAGGUUUCUUCAAUGAUCGACUUGACCCAAGACCAUGGGCCUUACGAAGCCAUUGGCCAACUCUCAAUAUGUGAAAUGAAUGAUGUGCUAUUGGACAUCGCAAGCAGAAAAGAAUACAUUUGUAUUCAGGCGUCGAAACUACUUCGCUCCCAAAGCCGGGGCGUCCAAGAAGCUGCCCAUUCGGUGGCAUUUGAGCUUAUGACCAGUCAAACACUUGACUCAACUGAAAAUUCGUUCUUUGAAUCCACUAUACAAGAACUGAAAAGUUUUGUGGAAAGCUGCAAAGUGAGUGGUAAGAUCGACCUUGAGCUUUUAGUCCGGGAAUACCUCCUAUGUAACUGGGACAACGGCGACAGAGGUGAUGUCAAUCUUCAUCAGGAAGUGGACGGUUACGAAAGGGCCUUUCAAAGGUACAUAGAACGACUGAAUCAGAUCGAUGAUCGGACAUUUUUCCAUCAGCCAUCCAAGGAUGUCACCUCGCCGUUCAUGGGAAACCCGAUACUAUUGAGAAUCAGAAUGCAGCACACGGCGCACCCGGAAAGGAAAGAUCAUUUCGGACGAAACCUUCUGCAAGUGGCGCUGGACACAGAAACUGAUUGCGCGUCGAUAAUCGAUAACCCACAUAGAAGUGAAGAAGAUCUCGUCAGGCUUAUCGGACAUUGUGAUGAAGGUGGCCGCACAUCCCUCCACAUCGCCGCAAGCCGAGGCAUUAACUGCUUCUUUCGGAAGCUUCAGGACCUACCUCGUUCGGUAUUCGACCCAAUUCUGAACCGUACGGAUAACAAGCAUUCAACGGUUCUCAUGUAUGCGGCAUUUAAAGGGCAUUACCAGAUUGUCAGCAUACUUCUAAAUCGAUUUCACGCCGACUCAAGUACUAAGGAUUCAUGUGGUCGCAACGCUUUACACUAUGCUGUGAAAAGUGGACAUGAAACAGUCAUCCGAGAGCUUGUUCGUCAUAAUCCUGAUCUCCUCAAUGCCGGUGACCACAACGGAUAUACUUCGUUCCAUAUUGGCAUACUGACGGGACGUAUCGAAAUUAUUCGGGUGUUGCUGAGUUUUUCACAGCUGGAUGUGAAUAAGACAGAGAGUACCCUGCACUCACCACUUGCGAUCGCAUCCGAGCACGGCCAUGACGCGAUCAUGGGUUGUAUACUCGGGGACGCAAGGUUCAGCCGAGAGAGCAUCAAUUCCAGAGAUGCAAUUGGGGCCACAGGACUUUGGUACGCUGCCAAGUAUGGUCAUUUGGAAGCAGUGAAGCUUCUAAUCUUCUAUGGUGCAGAUGCUGGUAUUGCAAAUUCAAACGGCGUCACGCCUUGCGAUGCUGCACGAGAGCGGGGAUAUACUGAAAUGGUUGCUCAUUUAGAGAAACAUCUGCCGGUGCCAGUGGGGAGAGAUUGGGGCCAUGCUUCAGGAAGUUUUCAACCAGAAGAGGGAGCUAUGCCCAGACACUGGUUUCCGAAUGUAGUCUCCAACACCUCUGUCAUGGUCCCCUUGCCAUCACUUCUUUCUGGAAAUGAAUUCCAUUACAACUAG
Neoarthrinium moseri is the source of this 1680-nucleotide messenger RNA. RefSeq lists its product as uncharacterized. Lineage: Eukaryota; Fungi; Ascomycota; Sordariomycetes; Amphisphaeriales; Apiosporaceae. Gene Ontology annotation, biological process: positive regulation of transcription by RNA polymerase II. Gene Ontology annotation, molecular function: transcription cis-regulatory region binding; protein binding. The transcript has 2 exons. Gene Ontology annotation, cellular component: nucleus. The record is from RefSeq and is a predicted model, not a curated record. The coding region runs from base 1 to 1680 and encodes 559 amino acids.